UACUGUCACACUGUUUAGGCGCGUUCCGAAAAGCAACAACAACAAACACGGCUUGAGCAUUUUCCACCGCUCCCGCGCUAAACCAUCAAACAGCACGCGUUUGUGCCACAGCAGACGCAUUGGCCACAAAAUAUGAACAACGGCAGAUAUGGCAGAUUUGGAGCACUCAUUGGCAUUGCGUACGUGAGCGGCACUCACUGCAAAUUCCUGAUUUACUCGACAAAAAACGCCGAAGUCUUGGCCUACCAUGAGCUGAAGCUGCGCCAGAUUGUCCACCAGGCCGGCUGGCUGGAAUAUGACCCCACGGAAAUCUGGAAAUACAUGCAGGAGUGCAUUGAGACGGCGUACAAGAAUUUGGUGAUACUGGAAAUUGACCCGCAUGACAUCAUCGCUGUGGGCAUUGUUAAUCAGCGGGGCACAACCGUGCUCUGGAACAAGCAGACUGGCCAGCCGCUGUAUAAUGCCAUUGGGUGGUCGGACAGUCGCAGCACCUCAGUCUUGCGUAGGAUCCUGCAAAACGUGAAGCAGAACGUAGAUUAUGUGAGGCAUUGCACUGGCCUCCCGCUGAGCGGUUGCUUCAGCGCCUUCAAGAUUCGAUGGCUGAUGGAGAGUGUUCCGGCUGUCGCAGAUGCCAUAAAAGAGGACAAGUGCCUGUUCGGCACACUGGACUCGUGGCUGUUGUGGAAUCUAACUGGUGGCGCCCAGGCGGGAGUUCACUCGACGGACAUCACCAACGCGCACUACACUUCGCUGAUGAACCUGUCCUCACAGCAGUGGGAUGCAAAGCUGUGCCAAUUCUUUAAGCUGCCCAUAAACAUACUGCCCCGAAUACGUUCCAAUUCCGAAAUAUAUGGCUAUGUGCUGGACGGGCCGCUGCUGGGAGUACCUAUAGCAGGGGUAAUGGGCGAGCAGCCUGCCUGUUUGAUGGGCCAACUGUGUAUUAAGGCCGGCCAGAAUGUGUGCACCCUGGACGAUAGCUGCUUUGUCCUGCUCAACACGGGCACAGAGAAGCUUGAAUCAGAGAACGGACUGAUCACAGGAAUAGCGCACCAGCUGGGACCCCGAGCGGCGACCAACUACAGCCUCGAAGGAGCCAUUUCCAAUGCCGGAUCCACAGUCACUUGGCUACGCGAAAAACUGCGCAUCAAUACCGAGAUCAACUCCAACGACAAUGUGGUGGAAUCACUUAAUACGUUCAUCGGAGAUAGCUCAAUGAUUUCCUCUUCCUGCUCAUCCUCCAUGCUCAAUACUGAAUGCGGUUUGGCGGCCAAACGGUCAGAGAUUACCCUUGUGCCAGCCUUUCAUGGUCUGUAUGCUCCCUAUUGGCGGUAUGAUGCCAGAGGCAUAAUUCUGGGCCUAUCCAGUCAGACAACGGCAGAGAAUAUCACACAGGCCGCGUACGAGGCGACCGGGUUUCAGAUCUACGAAGUUCUCGAGGCAUUUAAGCGGGACACACCCAACUGGGAUCACGCGCGCACGCAUCCAGUGCUGACUUUUGGCGGCGAGUACGCGGAGGACACACACCUGGUCCAGUUCAUAGCGGAUAUCAUGGGCUACAUGCUGGAGCGGCCGCAGACCGCCUCGCCAGCUGGUCUGGGAGUCAUGAUAGCGGCCGGCGUCACCAUGGGCGUGGUAUCCCUAGAAUAUGCGACAAAGAUGUAUGCGCCACCGACAGACGUCUUCUCACCCACCACCACACCGAACCGUCGAGAGGUGCUGUACAGGCGCUGGGACUAUGCGGUAAAGAGGUGCCUGCACUGGAACAACUUUGAGACAUACGAGGCAGAUAUCGAGCUUUUCUCGCAGCGCGAACGUGAUCCCAAUCUAGCCCUACGGCGAUCAAUACCAGGCAGCGUCUUCAUGGUCACAUCGUUUGCUGUGCUCCUGCUGGCGAGGUACCUGCACAACCAUCCUCUGACCUAAUGCGCAUCGGAGGAGUGGGGCGAGGAGCGAUCCUGUGCAAUCUAGUCACGUUCAGCAUGCGCAUUCAAAAUUAGUUGUUUAAUUUAGCAUUUAGUCGUUUAUAGUUAAUUCUCCCUAUCGUUAGCUUUCUUUUGUAUAUACUCUCUCAUCAUUUUUCUACUUUGCCUGAUUCGUAGAUCAAAUUUUUGUGAUUUACCAUAGACAGUUCUUGAAUGGAUAAGUCUACAAACUGGCGUAUACUCAUAGUGUGUUCGGAUCUGUUGAACUAUUCAGUUUAUGUUUAUUUAUGCAAGCGAUUUAUAUUAUUUUUAAACCGAAAGACAAAUCUUAAAGCUGUGAACACAAUAAGCCUAAGCCUAAGCCGCUUCGGACUUGCUUCCUGAAACAUGUAUGUAUGUAUCUAUAUAUUGUUAAAACUGAGUAAACCAAAAAAGAAUGUAGAAAACCAA
Drosophila subobscura is the source of this 2372-nucleotide messenger RNA. Its product is annotated as glycerol kinase. Gene Ontology annotation, cellular component: mitochondrion. The coding region runs from base 133 to 1923 and encodes 596 amino acids. Gene Ontology annotation, biological process: triglyceride metabolic process; glycerol-3-phosphate biosynthetic process; glycerol metabolic process. Gene Ontology annotation, molecular function: phosphotransferase activity, alcohol group as acceptor; kinase activity. Lineage: Eukaryota; Metazoa; Arthropoda; Insecta; Diptera; Drosophilidae. The transcript has 4 exons. The record is from RefSeq and is a predicted model, not a curated record.